GGAGCGGCGGCUGUCAGGGAGCCGGGCGCGCGGCGCGCAGAGCAGGCUCGGGGCGCCCGCGAGGACGCUGCCGCUCGGGCUCGCUGCCCCGCCGCCCCGCACCCGGGCCCCGCCGCCGCGCCGCGCGCCAUGGACCUGCCCAGGGGCCUCCUGGUGGCCUGGGCGCUCAGCUUGUGGCCAGGGCUCACAGACACCUUCAACAUGGACACCAGGAAGCCUCGAAUCAUCGCUGGCUCCAGGGCUGCCUUCUUCGGCUACACGGUGCAACAGCAUGACAUUGGUGGCAAGAAGUGGCUGGUCGUGGGUGCUCCAUUGGAAACCAACGGCCACCAAAAGACGGGAGACGUGUACAAGUGUCCGGUGACCCAUGGGAACUGCACCAAGCUCAACCUGGGAAGGGUCACUCUGUCCAACGUGUCUGAGAGGAAGGACAAUAUGCGCCUCGGCCUGAGCCUGGCCACCAACCCCAAGGACAACAGCUUCCUGGCCUGCAGCCCCCUCUGGUCUCACGAGUGUGGGAGUUCCUACUACACCACAGGGAUGUGUUCGAGAGUCAACUCCAACUUCAGGUUCUCCAAGACGGUGGCCCCAGCUCUCCAACGGUGCCAGACCUACAUGGACAUCAUCAUUGUCCUGGAUGGUUCCAACAGCAUCUACCCCUGGGUGGAGGUUCAGCACUUCCUCAUCAACAUCCUGAAGAAGUUCUACAUCGGCCCUGGGCAGAUCCAGGUUGGAGUUGUCCAAUACGGAGAAGACGUGGUGCAUGAAUUUCACCUCAAUGACUACAGGUCUGUACGAGAUGUGGUGGAAGCUGCCAGCCACAUUGAGCAGAGAGGAGGAACGGAGACCCGGACGGCAUUUGGCAUCGAAUUUGCUCGCUCAGAGGCUUUCCAGAAAGGUGGAAGGAAAGGGGCCAAGAAAGUAAUGAUUGUCAUCACAGACGGAGAGUCCCAUGACAGCCCAGACCUGGAGAAGGUGAUCCAGCAAAGCGAGAGAGACAACGUGACCAGAUACGCUGUGGCCGUCCUAGGCUACUACAACCGCCGGGGGAUCAAUCCAGAAGCUUUUCUAAACGAGAUCAAAUACAUCGCCAGUGACCCCGAUGACAAGCACUUCUUCAACGUGACCGACGAGGCAGCCCUGAAGGACAUUGUUGAUGCCCUGGGGGACAGGAUCUUCAGCUUGGAAGGCACCAACAAGAACGAAACGUCCUUUGGGCUGGAAAUGUCGCAGACGGGCUUUUCGUCCCACGUGGUGGAGGACGGGAUUCUGCUGGGAGCCGUUGGUGCCUACGACUGGAACGGAGCCGUGCUGAAAGAGACCAGUGGCGGGAAGGUCAUUCCUCUCCGAGAGUCGUAUCUGAAGGAGUUCCCCGAGGAGCUCAAGAACCAUGGCGCCUAUCUAGGGUACACAGUCACAUCGGUCGUGUCCUCCAGGCAGGGGUGGGUGUACGUGGCUGGAGCACCCCGGUUCAACCACACGGGCAAAGCCAUCCUGUUCACCAUGCACAACAACAGGAGUCUCACCAUCCACCAGGCCCUGCGGGGUGAGCAGAUAGGCUCCUAUUAUGGGAGUGAGAUCACCUCAGUGGACAUCGACGGCGACGGGGUGACUGAUGUCCUGCUUGUGGGCGCCCCCAUGUACUUCAGCGAGGGCCGAGAGCAGGGCCGAGUGUACGUCUACAACCUGAGACAGAAUCGGUUUGUUUAUAAUGGGACGCUGAAGGAUUCCCACAACUACCAGAACGCCCGAUUCGGGUCCUCCAUCGCCUCGGUUCGGGACCUCAAUCAAGAUUCCUACAACGACGUGGUGGUGGGAGCCCCUCUGGAGGACAACCACAGAGGAGCCAUCUACAUCUUCCACGGCUUCCAAGCCAGCCUCCUCAAGACGCCGAAGCAGAGAAUCGCCGCCUCCGACCUGGCUCCUGGCCUCCAGUAUUUUGGCUGCAGCAUCCACGGGCAACUGGACCUCAACGAGGAUGGGCUGGUCGACCUGGCGGUGGGCGCCCUGGGCAACGCUGUGAUUUUGUGGUCCCGUCCGGUGGUUCAGAUCAAUGCCAGCCUCCACUUUGAGCCGUCCAAGAUCAACAUCUUCCAUAGAGACUGCAAACGCAGCGGCAGGGAUGCCACCUGCCUGGCCGCCUUCCUCUGCUUCACGGCCGUCUUCCUGGCACCCCAUUUCGAAACGGACACAGUCGGCAUCAGGUACAAUGCUACCAUGGAUGAGAGGCGCUACGCCCCGCGGGCCCACCUGGAUGAGGGCGGGGACCGAUAUACCAACAGAGCCGUCCUGCUCUCCUCUGGCCAGGAACACUGUGAGCGGAUCAACUUCCAUGUCCUGGACACUGCUGACUACGUGAAACCAGUGACCUUUUGGGUGGAGUACUCCCUGGAGGAUCCCGACCACGGCCCGGUGCUGGACGACGGCUGGCCCACCACCCUGCGAGUCUCGGUGCCCUUCUGGAAUGGCUGCAAUGAGGACGAGCAUUGUGUCCCUGACCUCCUGCUGGAUGCCCGCAGUGAUCUGCCCACAGCCAUGGAGUACUGCCAGAGGGUGCUGGGCAAGACCGUGCAGGAUUGCUCUGUCUACACGCUGUCCUUCGACACCACGGUUUUCAUCAUCGAGAGCACACGCCGGCGGGUCCCAGUGGAGGCCGUGCUGGAGAACAGAGGCGAGAACGCCUAUAGCACAGUCCUAAAUAUCUCGCAGUCGACAAACCUGCAGUUUGCCAGCUUGAUCCAGAAGGACGACUCAGAAGGCAGCAUCGAGUGCGUGAACGAGGAGAGGAGACUCCACAAGAAAGUCUGCAAUGUCAGCUACCCCUUCUUCCGGGCCAAGGCCAAGGUGGCUUUCCGGCUAGAUUUUGAGUUCAGCAAAUCCGUCUUCCUGCACCACCUGGAGAUCCGGCUCACGGCUGGCAGUGACAGCGACGAGGACGAGAGCACCAAGGAAGACAACACGGCCCUCCUGCGCUUCCACCUCAAAUAUGAGGCUGACGUCCUCUUCACCAGGAGCAGUAGCCUGAGCCACUACGAGGUCAAGGCCAACAGCUCACUGGAGAGGUACGACGGCAUUGGGCCUCCCUUCAGCUGCGUCUUCAAGAUCCAAAACUUGGGCUUGUUCCCUAUCCACGGAGUAAUGAUGAAGAUCACCGUCCCCAUCGCCACCAGGGCGGGCAACCGCCUGCUGAUGCUGAGGGACUUCCUUACUAACCAGGUGAACACGUCCUGUAACAUCUGGGGAAACAGCACCGAGUACCGACACGCCCCGACGGAGGAAGACCUGACCCAUGCCCCACAGCUGAAUCAUAGCAAUUCUGACGUAGUCUCCAUCAACUGCAACGUGAGGCUGGCCCCCAACCAGGAGAUCAAUUUCCAUCUGCUGGGGAACCUGUGGUUGAGGUCCCUAAAAGCACUCAAGUACAAGUUGAUGAAGAUCACGAUCAAUGCAGCCUUGCAAAGACAGUUCCACAGUCCCUUCAUCUUCCGCGAGGAGGAUCCCAGCCGCCAGAUCACAUUUGAGAUCUCCAAGCAAGAAGACUGGCAGAUCCCGAUCUGGAUCAUUGUGGGCAGCACGCUGGGGGGCCUCCUGCUGCUGGCCCUGCUGGUCCUGGCACUAUGGAAGCUCGGCUUCUUUAAAAGUGCCAAGCGCAGGAGGGAGCCUGGCCUGGACCCCACCCCCAAAGUGCUGGAAUGAGGCUCAGAGGAGGCUGCAAGUCGAUGGGGGCCAGGACGCCAGUCCAGGCAGUGUGCAGGCCCAGGCCCAGGGCCCACUGAGUAGGGGUGAAGACCGCCAGCUCGCUUUGCACUUGACCUCAUCUCCUGAGAGACCAAGGCUGCACCCUCUGAAAGGAACUCAAGCCAGUGUUAAGAGGGAUUGCUCUAGUGGGAGGCCCAGACACCUCCAACACAGAGCCCUGGUGAUUUAGAGGGACCCCUCCCACGGCACCCCAAAGCCUCCCCCAGGCUCUGUGGGGGCAUUUGCUGCCCCGGCCACUAAGGUGCUAGGAAUUCCAGCCAUCCCGUCCCAUCCUCAGAAGAAACAGGGAGAGGAAGACUGCCCUGCAAACCCACUCAGCACACUCCAGGCCUCGAGUCCCAGAAGGACCCUGGGGGGGUGGGGGGGCAGCAGAUCUGCAUUCUGUGCUGUCCUCCCACCCCCCGCACUGCUCAAAGCUCCGAGUCCCGCUCGUCCCUUCCUCGGACAGGAUAGGUCCCCGGGGCUGCCCCUGAAUGAACCAGGGCCCAAGGGCUCCAUGGUGACAGGUGCUGGCUAGGGAUGAAGAAGGACCCUGGGACGCGGAGACUGUGAUGGACGGGCAGCUGGGACGCAGAACAUGGGGCGCCCACCCCCGAGAUGGGGAGGCAGGCGGGCCCUCCACCCCCCGCGCACCCCCGCGCACCCCGCCAGCCGGUUUUGUUCCUAGUGCCCAGCGGGAGCGCGCGCACACGCACUCCCUGCGUCCCGCGUCCCCACUUGGUCUUCCCGGGGGAGCGGGGCGGAGCCUCCCCUCCCUGCGUCACCCACCGCCCUGCGCGCGCGCGAGGGCGCGCACACACAUGCACACACACGCACACACACACACACAGCCUCCCAUCCCUCCCUUCCGCCCACCGUGCACGAGAGAAGGGCUCAGCCGGCGCUGCUGAGGGGUCCUCUCUGGAAGGCACUGGGUAAAGCCGGUGUAGGGACACCGGAGUCUGUGCAACCUCGGUGGCAAAUAUCUGAUCCGCUGGCCCACGGGACAAGUGGUACCACCAGUGACGGCGCCUUGAGGACAACAGGCACGCCCGGUGCCCAGCGAGUAAUUUAUGCCUUAAUCUUGUUUUGAGGUAGAAAUGAAAGGGGGAUGCAUCAAAGGCAUCUGUCCCCUUGUCACAUAGUACGACCUUUACUGUCGUAAAUUUUUUAAAAAUUAAAAAAAAAAAAAAAUACAGGGAUUGAAAACAACCAAGGUGCUGUCAUCCCAUUCUGGGGGAAGGGCAUGUCCUGGGGAACCAACCUCUUUUCUCUGAAGGAAAGGAGGUAGUUGCGGGGCCCCUCCUGUUUUCGCAUUAUCUCUAAAUGUUGAGAAGGGGCUUGUCCACCCUUCGCUCCCUACACCAUCCCCGCCAAAUGGCUGCCUGGUCUGGGAUGGACAUCUGCGGUGAUGGAGCACUUCCUCCCUCGCAAGACCACCAGGUCCAUCUUCACUGUUUGGAUGGUUGAAGCGUCUAGCCCUUAGUUCCAGCCCUUCCUUCUCUGGCCUCCUAGAUUUCUCCAGGCUAACAUUUCAGUGCUCACCUGACACCCUGACUUGAGUUUCUUCACCUUUACACACAGACUGCUCUUAAACCAAGUGGUCUCCAUUCUAAUCUUGUGCUACUGGAAUCCCAAGAAGCCGGAAGUGGAACCUUAGAAAUUAUUUGCUCUUGUUCCCCCAUAGAUGAGGACACUCAGAACCAGUGCAGUUAAGAGAUAGCCCUAGGUUCCACAGCAAAAUCCAAACUCAUCCCAGGAUUGCUCUCUCUUUCAAGCCAGUCAUUAUAGCCCAGCCUCGGGGGUCUUAUGGAAGGAGAAGGCACUGAUACAAAGUAACGAUGGGAAUAUUUUUUCUCAAAUGGUGAACCCCCAGUCAGAAGGGGAAACACGAUCAUGUUUCACUGGAGUCUUAACUCUCAUGAGCUGAGCACCUGACUAAAGGAAAUUUGAUGAACCCACACUCACAAGUGUGUCAUAUGAUUUAGCACCGAGUCUUCUGUCAAGCACCAUCAACUCUGAGAAUGCUUUCAUGUGAAACCUGCCUUUUAGGGAUUGGUAGUCACAUUUUAAAAACCGCUAUGUGCACCCACACUGCAGGCAGCCCAGAAGUGACCAAAUCCAACCUCUGGGCCUUCGGGGGCAGCCUUUUCCCCCAGGGCUCCACGGUCCGUCCAUGCCCCCCCCCCACCCCCACCCCCACCCCGGGCCUACGGCAAGAACUGGAUGGUCAAAGGCGUAACUUGUAACUUCAAGGAGUUCAAGCCCUCCCCUUGUGUCUCUCUUCUCUUUCUCUUAUCAAUUCUCCCUUUCGGAAUUUAUCUGCUCUGGGGUAUAAAUGUUGGAGAUGGACCUUAAAGAGUACCUGGUGGGGCCACAGAGAAGAUGCAUUUCCUAGGGAGCAAAGCUCACGCUAGAGCAGUGCUCUUCAGGCCCAGGAGCUUGGAAAGAUACCUAUGCAAGGGCCCACCCCCAGAUCCAGAUUUAAUUGGUUGGGAGGGUCCGGGCACCAUCUUUGUUUCAGAGUUCCCCCCCUUCCCCUCCCCCAUGACUCAUGUGCAGAGUGGAGGUCAACGAGAAGGUAAAUAUAUAGGCUAGAAAACAAAUAAGGGGUUAACAUGCCCAGGUGACCUUCCAUUACGAGUAAUGAGAACUAUACUGUCGUCCUAAUGUUCAAGUUAACCGACUCCAGCUUGGAGUUGGGAAGACCUUCUUGUUCCAGCAAGUCUCUGGAAUGGGACCUGCUGCAGAGUUCACCCAGUUCUCCUGCAUAUCCAGAGCCCCAAGGGGACUCUUGGAGAAGUUGAACACAUUUGCUAUUGUCUGGAGGAGAGACG
This is a messenger RNA of Mirounga angustirostris (Northern elephant seal), 6575 nucleotides long. It is a transcript of the gene ITGA11, whose product is annotated as integrin subunit alpha 11. Gene Ontology annotation, cellular component: external side of plasma membrane; integrin complex. Bases 130 to 3696 code for a protein of 1188 amino acids. Gene Ontology annotation, molecular function: integrin binding. Lineage: Eukaryota; Metazoa; Chordata; Mammalia; Carnivora; Phocidae. Gene Ontology annotation, biological process: cell-matrix adhesion; integrin-mediated signaling pathway; cell adhesion mediated by integrin. The transcript is spliced from 30 exons. The record is from RefSeq and is a predicted model, not a curated record.